CCGUUGCUUAGACGGAAGGUAUAGUAAGCAUCUAGCAGGGUGCAACUGUACUAAGCACACUUGUGCUCAAAGCUGAGUUUGUUGGCCGCCUUCUGGACCAUUGCUAGCAGACUAGCGCUUGACUAGAACAGGUCUGCUCCCUACCAAGUUCAGUUUGAAUCCUGCAGUUGAUUCAUAAAGAACAUCGUGGACCUUCAGUGCGCGACAUUUUGAGUCCUGGCUAUAUAACCUUUCAACAUCUCCGGCACCUUUCGAGGUGCCGCGCGGUCGUCAAGAAUGCUUGGCACCGUCGACUAUCGUCGAUUUCUUCGAGUGUUGUUAAUAGCCUUCCUGCUGCCGGGUGCGCCGAUUCCUGGCACCCCUAGCGGACUGACGUUCGCCAAUGCCGAUGGGACGCCUCUACCUCCGUCGCCCUUCCCCUCACCUGUGAGCACAUCGCCAUCACCACCUUCGCCUUCGCCUUCUCCACCUUCGCCGCCUUCUUCUCCACCAUCUCCUUCCCCAUCGCCUCCCAGUCCGCCUUCGCCUCCACCGUCCCCGCCUUCCCCACCUGCACCUCCUCCCUCACCACCUUCACCGCCUUCACCUCCCGCACCACCUCCUAACCCCUCUCCUCCCAUCGCGCCACCCUCCCCUCCGAGCCUCCCACCCUCACCACCAUCCCCUUCGGCUCCGCCUUCUCCGCCCUCACCACCAUCCCCUCCUGCACCUCCUUCACCUUCUCCUCCGCCCUCGCCUCCUAACCCACUCGCGCCUCCAACCCCGCCCUAUCCUCCGUUCCCGCCAGCGCCUCCUGGCAAGUACUGCGCCUACGUCUGCCCGCCAUCUCCUCCCCCUCCGAGGCCGCCUCCCCCUCCUAAGCCUCCUGUUCCAUCACCUCCUAGCCCAGCCCCGUCCCCAAAUCCACCAUCACCGCCCAAGCCCCCGCUGCCCCCCUCCCCUCUUCCCCCUUCCCCUCCUUCUCCAUCACCUCCGCCCUCACCUCCCUCACCUGUGCCGCCAUCUCCUCUUCCUCCCGCACCUCCCUCACCUGAGCCGCCAUCUCCUCUUCCUCCCGCACCUCCUUCACCCGACCCGCCAUCACCAUCACCUCCCUCCCCGCCUCCAUCACCACCCCCUCCAUCCCCUGCACCCUCGCCUCCUCCUUCCCCUGCACCCUCGCCUCCUCCAUCCCCUGCACCCUCGCCUCCUCCAUCCCCUGCACCCUCGCCUCCUCCAUCCCCUGCACCCUCGCCUCCUCCUUCUCCUGCGCCGUCUCCUCCGCCUUCGCCCUAUCCGUCACCUCCACCUUCGCCGCCUCCGCCUUCGCCCGCUCCUUCGCCGCCCCCGCCUUCGCCUCCACCUUCACCUCCUCCUUCUCCUGCACCAUCCCCUUCCCCUCCACCACUUCCCCCUUCGCCACCUCCUUCGCCGGUUCCACCUUCACCUCCUCCGCCUUCGCCCGUUCCACCUUCACCUCCGGUUCCACCAUCUCCGCCUCCUCCUUCUCCCAUGCCUCUACCUCCAUCUCCUCCGACACCUCCUUCGCCCGUUCCACCUUCACCUCCUCCGCCUUCGCCCGUUCCACCUUCACCCCCUCCGCCUUCGCCCGUUCCACCUUCACCUCCUCCGCCUUCGCCCGUUCCACCUUCACCCCCUCCGCCUUCGCCCGUUCCACCUCCUUCUCCUCCUCUACUUCCACCUUCACCCGCGCCUCCUCUACCACCUUCCCCGCCUCCCAGUCCCGCACCAUCACCUAUUCCGCCCUCGCCCCCUCCAUCUCCCGUUCCUCCUUCCCCUCGCCCCUCGCCUCCUCCUUCCCCUGCACCCUCGCCACCUCCUUCCCCUGCACCUUCGCCGCCUCCUUCCCCUACACCCUUGCCUCCUCCUUCCCCUCGUCCAUCGCCACCUCCGUCGCCCGCCCCUUUCCCUCCUCCUUUCCCGCCACCUUCACCUGCUCCGUCUCCUCCCCCCUCUCCGCCUCCUUCGCCCCCGCCUUCACCCGCUCCGUCUCCUCCCCCAUCUCCGCCCCCCUCCCCCCCUCCGUCACCCAAGCCCUCUCCUCCUCCCAGCCCUCCCCCUACUCCCCCAUCUCCGCCACCAUCUCCACCUCCCUCGCCCCCGCCUUUUCCGCCACCUAGCCCCCCGCCAUCGCCCCCGCCUUUCCCUUCGCCGCCCCCGUCUCCUCUUCCGCCAUCGCCUGCCCCCAACCCGCCUCCAUCACCAAGCCCUCCUCCCUCGCCGAUUCCGCCCUCUCCCAAGCCUCCAUCCCCUCCGCCGCCGGUGUGCCAGCUGGUCUGCUGGGACAUCCCCGCCCCUGUGUCUGGCCGUGCUGUUGCCAUCGGCCCUGUUACCUGCAACGUGACAGGCUCCCCCACCACCACCGCCCCCACCAACUCUACCGGCUUCUUCUACCUGCCGUUCAACAACGGCACCGCCAGCCUGAUCUCCGGAUGCAAGGACAAGGCCACCAAUGCCUCCUAUGACGACGCCCUGCUGUGGACCGUUGUUCCGACCUACACCUCCACCAACUUCUCGGUCAUCUCGCCGCUGUCUUCUAUUGCCUCCAUCUUCGCUUCCACGCCGUCUGAGCUUUCGAAUAAAAUGGCGAAUCUGGGCAAGAUUCUGGGGCUGACUGCCACAGAGGCUGCCAACUUGCCAGGGUACGACUACCUUGCCGAGUCGCAGUCGGCAGCUACAGGUGACAAGAUCACCUCUCGUGGUGUCCGUGUGGCGUUGGCGAACUACAUGGCGAUCGGUACCACGGUCAACAUCAUCAACUUGCUUAAGAACCUGUACAACGUUACCCGCGACGAGGCUGUUGAUGCUGCUCUCUAUGGCCUGGCGGACACUGUGUCCCUAACCACCAAGGCUGGUCUUCAAGAAGCAGUCAGCACCGCCGUCGACGUGAUCAAGGGCAACAUCUACCGUCGCAGCGCCCUGUCCGGCCCCUUCACCUUCGAGCUCGCCAGGCGCUCCGGUGGCAGCACCCUGGAGGUUCGCCACGCUGCUCGUCGCCUGCAGGGCACCACUCCUGAUGUCGCUGCCGUGACCGCCGCUCUACUUGCCAGUCUGGUCGAGACUAACGCCCUCAUUGCUAAGCAGCAGCAGACGGCUUCCACCGUCACCUCGCCGUUGCAGCUGUCCGAUAUCCUGGCCUCGGGCGGCAAGGUCGCGACGGUGCAGACCACAUCCAUGGCGGCCGCCACCUCUGCCCUGGCCAGCGGCACCGUCAGCGUCAGCUCCUACAGCGCCUCCUACACUGGCACCGGUCUGUCCAACACGGUUGCCAACGUGCAGUUCUCCAUCGCCGCCAACCAGCCGCCCCCGCCUCCGCCUCAGUCGCCGCCUCCGCCGUUCCCCUCGCCUGAGGAGACGAAGAAGAAGGUCAACAAGGGCGCCAUUGCCGGUGGUGUGGUUGGUGGUGUCUGUGGUGCCGCGCUCAUCGCUGGUAUUGUUGCGUUCGUGGUGAUUAGGCGCCGCAACUCUCAAGUUACCGCCGCUGCUGCCGCGCGUCCCGCUGCGUAAUUGUGACGGCUUAGCCUCAUAAUUGUGCACUGCAAAGUGCGAGUAUGGAUCCAUUCAUCGGAAGGACGUCGGAAAUUUCCCAUGUGUGUGUAUGGGUACAUAUAGGAGGAGAUAUUGGAGUCCUGUGAUCCGUACAGUUUGUUGGAUUCAUUUCCCUGGGUUCGGACGCACUGUGUGCUGUGUCUUCCAGUUCGGCUGUAUGAUGCGCGACUGGUGUGUACUCAUCGCCUGUCCGUAUUACCUACCAGCGCUUGAUUGACCGUACUGCGCAUUCCUGAGUGUGAAGGGUAUGUUGCUAACCGCGGAUUGGGAAUUCUCGGCCCCUCCGGUAGUUGCUACAAUAGUUUGAGCUGCAUGAUGGAUUGAGUUGGAUUAGGUUGUACGCAAUGCGGCCAUUGUCGUUUUGAAGCUUUCGUUAAUCGUGACGCUUUCGUAUCCAGUAGUCCUAACUGACGUUAUCCUGACGGUCUGCUUUGGCAGCGGGGUUGCCCAACGCCUCAUUUGCGCCUAUCCUCUCGACGAUCGCACCUGAAUCCCAUGACACGGUUCGAUGCAAUCACUAUGGCUGCAACUAUGUGUCAUUUUCAUCAUGGAGCAGACCGUAGGGUAGGGUUGCUGUUAGGAUCGUCGGGUGUCUUCAUCCGGAUUUUGCCGAUGCUUUUGGCAGGGACUGCGCCUAUUAUAUACAGUUGUGCAUGUGUUACGCCGAGGUAAAUGUGGGACUGGGUGGAACGGGCUUUCCGCUUCGUAUUCCCGUCGUCUUCAUGCAAUGCCAUCGCGCCUCGGCCUCCUUUUCGACAUGUCGAGAUGGAGUGGCUCGUGUACUGAGUGUGACCUCUUACUGCGUGGUGUACCUAGAAGGACAUAAACUCCAAGCGUCACCGGACAUAAAAACUUAUGUGCAUACCAACUGCAGCGCGUGCUGCUGCAUUCUGUAAUCUAUCUCAGGAGUACCGAA
Astrephomene gubernaculifera is the source of this 4465-nucleotide messenger RNA. NCBI's taxonomy places the organism in Eukaryota, Viridiplantae, Chlorophyta, Chlorophyceae, Chlamydomonadales, Astrephomenaceae. The record is from the annotation of a GenBank genome assembly.